AUGGGCAACUCUAAUUAUUUGCAAAAUAUUAAUUCCAUAUGUUCCUAUCGACAUGAAAAAUCUAGUUUGGCGGCAUGGGGUAAUUCAUCUCAUCUACCGAUGAAUUUGAGAAAGAUCACAGAUAUCAAUAUUGCAAAAUACACCGAAGAUAAUUGGGAAUCUUUAGGACACGAAUGGGAACCUUACGCUAAAAGAGAUACGUUAUGUCUCGGAGCUUGUUUGAUAAAAUAUAACAAAGUUAUGAAAGAAGUUGUAUUCCAGAAUAUUUCCAAUAAUCUAACGGCUCCGUCUUUAUCUUUAAAGGGUUGGUAUUAUUUAUAUCAUUACAAUAAAAAAAUGGUUGAAGAAGAAUGGUAUGAAACUACUAGAAUGGUUCCGAAACACACCGAAAAAGAAAACGUAGAAAAAGUUUACUCACAUACACACCCUUUUAUAAGAUAUUUUAUCAGACAAUCCAUUAAAGGAGGAAGUGUUUCUGCUAACAGAAAAUCAUUUGAAACGAAUAUAAUAGAUGAAAUUUGUAAUAUAUUAAAGGAAUACACAGAACUCGAGAGUAGUAAUAUAAUUGAUUUAUUUAAAGAAUAUAGUAAAAGUAGUAAAUGCAUGAAAUUAUUAGGUAAUCCAUUGUAUGGUAAAUCUAUUCAGAAGGAUAUAACUACAUCGAGACAUUUAUGGUGUGGAGCAACUUUAAAAACCAACUUCGAUUCACACGUCAAAAGCUAUCCUAAAGUAAAUGAGACUCAAUAUAUCGUUGAGAUAAAUGAAGAAGAUAAAGAAUUUCACUGUACACCUCCUAAAUCGACUAACACCUAA
Molecule: messenger RNA, 813 nt
Organism: Lottia gigantea (owl limpet)
Lineage: Eukaryota; Metazoa; Mollusca; Gastropoda; Lottiidae
Exons: 2
Coding region: 1-813 (270 amino acids)
Source: RefSeq, a predicted model, not a curated record